AAGAAGGUCUCCACCAUCAUUCGAGAAUCAAAAACCAAGCCAAAGAACUAGGCAAAAGCAAAAUCAUGCCUCCUCUCCACCCCUCUAUCCUCCUCCUCCUCCUUGCCACCGCCUCACUCCUAGACCCAGCCACCGCGGGCACUAUCCACAUUCACUCUGCAGCACCAUUCACUACUGGAGACGAUGAAAACGGUCUAGCAGCAUCAAGGAACAAUUUUUACGAUGAAAGCGAUGAAUUUGCUGUCGACGCCAACAACGGACGUCGCAGCCUCAUGGCCGGACACCGCCGCUUUCUGAGCUAUGAAAUGCUUAGACGGAACAGAGUCCCCUGUACUCGUCGCGGUGUGUCUUACUACAACUGUUAUCGCCACGGAAGGGCGAACCCAUACCGUCGUGGGUGCAGCUAUAUCACCAGAUGCGCAAGAGACUUGCGCUGAGAGCCUUUUAAGCUUUGUUUGGAAGUUAAUUUCUUGCACUCGUUAUAUUAUUUUUUUAGUAUUCUUUCUUCUUAGUUCCUGUAAUGCAAACAUCGCUACAAGAGAAAAAUGGUGAUUGCCCGGGAUUCAUUAGGAAAUAAGCGG
Molecule: messenger RNA, 581 nt
Organism: Phalaenopsis equestris
Lineage: Eukaryota; Viridiplantae; Streptophyta; Magnoliopsida; Asparagales; Orchidaceae
Product: protein RALF-like 19
Exons: 1
Coding region: 66-437 (123 amino acids)
Source: RefSeq, a predicted model, not a curated record